AUAAUAAACCCUAGCCUCUCUAAAGUUGAAAAAUAGUUGCUCACUGCCGAAAACUCAACCCAAAAACCUCAACUGUUGAAAGAACAAAAAAAAAAUGGCGAAAUCACUGAGGUCGAAGAAAGAGAAAAGGCUUCGAGCAAUUCGAAGAGAGAUUGUUGAACCCUUUUACGAGAAGAAAGAUGUUGCCAAACAAGCUGCUCAAGAAGCCGCUUUUUCUGCCCCUAAACUUGCCGUUCGCAACACCAAUAACACCUCCUCUAAUCUAACCAUGGAUAUUGAUAUGACUAGUCAAGGAACGGGGAACCUAAAGCCUGUUGGUAAGAAGAUGAAGAAGAAAUUGAAGAUUGGUAAAGGAAAGAAACGUGGCAAGGGGAAGAUCAGAAAGACACACAUUUAAGAAGUAUGUCAAUUUUAAUGGUUUAAUUUUGUAAUCAAAACCUAUAGUCGCUGACCCUAUUCAAAUUACAGUAUUGCUUGAUGGAAAUCAAAGCCAUGUUCUUAUUUUGUUUUGUAGCUAGUUUCAUUGGUUUUGUUCUUAGUGAUUUCCUCUAUCUGUUAUGGGACUUCAGAACAAUUAGGUAUAGCUAGUAAGAAUGAUAUUGUAGUUUGAUGCUAUGUGAGUUUUGUUUCAAGCGGUCUUGUGAUUGGAAAUUUCAAGGCUUUAGUAUCGGAUAGCUAUGUUAAAGUUGAUUUAAUGACCAAUGUAAUUUAUUUAUUUUAUUUUAACCUUUUUAAGAAAAGGAAUAGUUAGGCUUAAGCAUGGAGAAGACGCGGAUAAGCUCAACCCAUUUCAUUUUCGAAGAUGAAUGAAGAGAGCUGAAGAUCAAUGGCUUUUACAAGUGUGUACUCUUGUAGCUUGUGUGAAAUAAUAUUGGUCGUUUAUAACUUAGUUAAAAAUAGAACAUCAUAUUUCUGUUACAUGUGAAAUGAGAGUUAUCUGCUGCCUUAAAUUA
This is a messenger RNA of Chenopodium quinoa (quinoa), 953 nucleotides long. RefSeq lists its product as uncharacterized. The record is from RefSeq and is a predicted model, not a curated record. The coding region runs from base 95 to 397 and encodes 100 amino acids. The transcript has 2 exons. NCBI's taxonomy places the organism in Eukaryota, Viridiplantae, Streptophyta, Magnoliopsida, Caryophyllales, Amaranthaceae.